This is a messenger RNA of Oncorhynchus masou masou (cherry salmon), 5605 nucleotides long. RefSeq names its product villin-1-like. The record is from RefSeq and is a predicted model, not a curated record. The transcript has 16 exons. Gene Ontology annotation, biological process: actin filament severing; actin polymerization or depolymerization; regulation of lamellipodium morphogenesis. Gene Ontology annotation, molecular function: phosphatidylinositol-4,5-bisphosphate binding; actin filament binding. Gene Ontology annotation, cellular component: lamellipodium; actin cytoskeleton; cytoplasm. The coding region runs from base 2609 to 4648 and encodes 679 amino acids. Lineage: Eukaryota; Metazoa; Chordata; Actinopteri; Salmoniformes; Salmonidae.
CUAAUUGUGAAAGCUGAGUACAAUGUCUUAUAAGGAAAAAUUGUUAACCCGUAGAGAUCUCUAACCCUUAAAGAGAAUGUUGGUCGACACAUCAGUGCAAUUUACCGUUAAAAACCUACAGUAUCAAUCGGGUGCGUCAUACACCCAUUAUUUGAGAAGGGACACAAAGGACGGAGGGGGGUUGAUUAAUUUAGCAUUUUUCAAACACAUGAAAAAGCUUUUUCCUGAAACCUAAAGCCAUAGUCAUUAUGCCUAAUUUUAUGUAAUAUGUAAUACAGUGCAUUCAGAAAGUAUUCCCUUUUCCACAUUUUUAUACGUUACAGCCUUAUUCUAAAAUUGACCUGUAAUGGUUUUCUUGUGGGGAAAGAGAGGCGGACCAAAAUGCAGCGUGGUUAGUUUUGUGCAUCUUUAAUAAAGAUGAAAGUACGACAAUCUACAAAACAAGAAACGUGAAAAAACCAAAACAGUCUAAUGCUGGUGCCGCAAACACAAAGACAGGAACAAUCACCCACAAAACCCAACACAAAACAGGCUACCUAAAUAUGGUUCCCAAUCAGAGACAAUGACUAACACCCGCCUCUGAUUGAGAACCAUAUCAGGCCUAACAUAGAAAUGGACAAACCAGACACACAACAUAGAAUGCCCACCCAGCUCACGUCCUGACCAACACAAAAACAAGGAAAACACACACGAACGAUGGUCAGAACGUGACAUGACCAAAUGUAUUUUUCUCUUCAUCAAUCUACACACAAUACCCUAUGGUGACAAAGCAAAAACUGAAAUAUAACAUUUACACUCUGUACUUUGUUGAAGCACCUUUGGCAGCGAUUACAGCCUCGGGUCUUCUUGGUUAUGACGCUCCAAGCUUGGCACAACUGUAUUCGGGGAGUUUCUCCCAUUCUUCUCUGCAGAUCCUCUCAACCUCUGUCAGGUUGGAUGGAGUGUGUCGAUAGCACAGCUAUUUUCAGGUCCCUUCAGAGAUGUUCGAUGGGGUUAAAGUCCAGGUUCUGGCUGGGCCACUCAAGGAUAUUCAGAGACUUGUCCCGAAGCCACUCCUGCAUUAUCUUGGUUGUGUGCUUAUGGUCGUUGUCCUGUUUGAAGAAGAAUCUUCACCCUAGUCUGAGGUCCUGAGCUCUCUGGAGCAGGUUUUCAUCAAGGAUCUCUCUAUACUUUGCUCCGUUCAUCUUUCCCUCAAUCCUGACUAGUCUCCCAGUCCCUGCCGCUAAAAACAUCCCCACAGCAUGAUACUGCCACCACCAUGCUUUACCGUUGGGAUGGUGUCAGGUUUCUUCCUGACGUGGCACUUGGCAUUCAUCAGACCAGAGAAUCUUGUUUCUCAUGGUCUGAGAGCCUUUUGCUCUAAGCGGGCUAUAAUGUUCCUUUUACUGAAGAGUGGUUUCCGUCUGGCCACUCUACCAUAAAGGUGAUUGACUGCUGCAGAGAGGGUUGUCCUCCUGGAAGGUUCUCCCAUCUCCACAGAGAAACUCUGGAGCUUGGUCAGUGUCCAUCGGGUUCUUCGUCACCUCCCUGACCAUGACCCUUCUCCCCAGAUUGCUCAGUUUGGCCGGGCGGCCAGCUCUAGGAAGAGUCUAGGUGGUUCCAAACUUCUUACUUUUAAAAAUGGUGAAAGCCACUGUGUUGUUGGGGAUCUUCAAUGAGACAGACCAUUUUUGGUACCCUUCCUCAUAUCUGUACCUCGACACAAUCCUGUCUCAGAGCUCUACGGACAAUUCCUUCGACCUCAUGGCUUGAUUUUUUUCUCUAACGUGCACUUUCAACUAUGUAUAUAUAUAUAGACAGAUGUGUUCCUUGCAGAAUCAGAAUUACUUAUGCAAAUAAGGUAUUUCAGAUUUGUAUUUUUAAUUUUGAAAAAAAAAUAUUUUGCUUUGCCAUUAUGGGGUAUUGUGUAGGUGGUCUGAAUACUUUCUGAAUGCACUGUAUAUAUUUCCUUUCUUGAUAUCUUAUCUUAGCUUCAUUCAAUUGUCAUGCACAUUGAUUGAUUAAGAAGUGUUAUGAGUUUACAUUGGUAUCUUAAUUGAGAGUUAUGAGGUUGGGAGAUUGGGAACCUAUUUAGCUGGUUAGCUGAAACCAACUUCAGAAAAUUGCUAGGUGGCUAGUAUUAAUGAGAAACAACAUUUAAAUGUUCCUAUUCAUCAAGAAGGAAUCAAUAGGCUACAUAAAUUGAGUAAAUUAAUUUACAAGCAUACCUCUGUCAGCUAAAAUCAAGUAAAAAGCUGUGUGUAUGUCACCCUCUCUCUCCUCCUUCACUGACGAUAAGGGCACUCACUAGUGACUAAAGUAUCUAGUGACCUGACUAAGCAUCUCUUUGCUCCGUGCACCUUGGAAGGAACCACUUACUAGGGAGAAUAGGGGGGAUACUCUUUGCCUGAUCCAGUUACUGUGCCCCCUCUGCCAAAUACCUCUGACCAAUUGUUUAGUAUAAUAAUAAUGAUAAAGCGUGGGCUUAGAAAUUACGUUUAGUCAUGAAUUUAACAUCUGAAAAUGUAAAAACAGGACAAAUAUGAGGAGGCAUGUGCCUCUGUACCCCCUACAUUACUUGAUGUAACCACGUCAGCAUCGAGUAAAAGCCUCAAUCUCCCAAGUGGACAUGAGCUGGAGCAGCUUUAACAAGGGGGAUGUGUUCCUGCUUGACCUGGGCAACCUCAUCAUCCAGUGGAACGGACCCAAGAGCAACCGUAUGGAAAGACUCAAGGGAAUGACUCUAGCCAAGGACAUCCGUGACAGGGAAAGAGGGGGACGGGCGCAGGUUAGCGUGGUGGAAGGUGAUGACGAGAAGUCUUCCGAGGAGGCCAUGAAGCUGAUGAAGCAGCACCUGGGAGAGACGAGACGAGACAUCAGGGACAGCAUCGCGUCUGAUGACGUGGUCGACCAGAAGCUGAGGUCCAGCGUCAAGCUCUUCCAUAUCUCAGAUGCCCAGGGGAACCUUGUGGUGCAGGAGGUAGCAGUGAAGCCUCUAUCUCAGGACCUGUUGAAUCACGAGGAUUGCUAUCUGUUGGAUCAAGGUGGUAUAAGGAUCUUUAUCUGGAAAGGAAAGAAGGCUUCCAAGACAGAACGGUCCAAGUCUUUGGAUAAAGCAGAAGCAUACAAGAAGGCGAAGGGCUACCCUAUCUCCACCUACGUCGAGACGGUGAAUGAUGGUGCCGAGUCUGCCGUGUUCAAGCAGCUGUUCCAGAGGUGGAGCGUGAAGGGUCAGACUGUGGGGAUGGGGACCACAAACAGUCCAGGCAAAAUUGCCAAGGUUGAGCAGAUAAAGUUUGAUGCUACAUCCAUGCAUGCAAGGCCUGACGUGGCUGCCCAGCAGAAAAUGGUCGAUGACGGAACAGGCAAAGCAGAGGUGUGGAGGUUAGAGGACAGUGAACUGGUGCCUGUGGACAGGAAGUGGUUGGGCCACUUCUAUGGAGGCGACUGCUAUCUCAUCCUCUACAAAUAUGAAGUCAGCAACAGGAGUCACUACAUACUAUACAUAUGGCAGGGUCGCCAUGCAAGCACCGGUGAGCUGGCUGCCUCUGCUUUCCAAGCCGUGAACAUCGACCAGCAGUACAACGGUGAGCCAGUUCAGGUCCGAGUGCCCAUGGGGAAAGAACCACUCCACCUCAUGGCCAUAUUCAAGGGCAAGAUGGUGGUCUAUGAGGAGGGGAGCUCCAGGGCCAACUCUGCACAUGUCCAGCCGGCGGUUCGUCUCUUCCACAUCCACGGCACCAACGAGUUCAACACCCGCGCCAUCGAAGUGCCAGCGCGCUCCUCGUCCCUCAACUCCAACGACGUCUUUGUGCUCAGCACUGACACUUGCUGCUAUCUGUGGUACGGAAAGGGCUGUUGUGGUGAUGAGCGAGAGAUGGGCAAAUCCCUGGCAGACAUCAUCUCCAGGAGGGAAAAACAUGUAAUCGCAGAGGGUCAGGAGACAGCUAACUUCUGGGUAAAUCUGGGAGGCAAGACCCAGUAUGCCAACAGCAAGAGGCUUCAGGAAGAGCACAACAACAUCACCCCACGUCUCUUCGAGUGCUCCAAUCAGACAGGCCGCUUCCUGGCCAUGGAGGUCACCAACUUUAUCCAGGACGACCUGGACGAAGAUGACAUCAUGCUGCUGGACAUCUGGGAUAUGGUGUUCCUGUGGUUGGGCAAGGGAGCUAAUCAAAUAGAGAAGGAGAAUGUGGUCCCCACGGCACAUGAGUACCUGAGGACCCACCCAGGUGGUCGAAAUGUGGACACCCCCAUCGUGCUGGUCAAACAGGGCUUUGAGCCUCCCACCUUCACAGGCUGGUUCCACGCCUGGGACCCACACAUGUGGAGUGGAGGGAAAUCCUACCAGGAGUUGAAGGCUGAGCUUGGGGACGCCAGCGACAUCAUCCAGAUCACCGUGGACAGAAGCACAUCCAACUCUACUCAAAAGAACUCCAACAGCAUUGGAGAACCACUGCUGUCCUCCACCGUUGGGGCCACCUUCCCUGCAGACAAGCUGUUGAACUGCCAAACAGAGGACCUGCCCGAUGGGGUUGACCCCACCAAGAAGGAGGAGUAUCUGUCCAAUGCUGACUUUGCUCUGAUCCUGGGUGUGUCCCGGGUAGAGUUCUACUCCAUGCCCACCUGGAAGCAGCAGAGUCUGAAGAAAGAGAAGGGUCUGUUCUAGGAGAAGAAUAUCUGCACCUCAGGUCUCAUUUUGACAGCGUAAAAUAGCAGCGUGCUGUCGUCAAAUCACACGGUAUCUCCUCAAAUACUCUCUUGGGAAUCUAUUUCAUAGGGAGGUUGGAAUGCAAGAACUAUACAUCUUAAUUCUGUAUCUUGAAUUUGCACCGUUAUUCGUGCAUCCUUAAACUCCAAUCAUAUUGCCCCUGCAUGGACUUUGCGUCAUUCCAAAUUAGAUGCACUAAAGCAAAAUUAUAGGGAGAAUAUCAGACAUGGCGAACACUAGCACUGCUUUUUUGCCGUGUCAAAAUUAGGCCCCUUGUGUUUUGUCAUCUAGCAUUGCAAUUCACUCAUUCACACAUUCUCAGAUAACCAACCUACUGUUGGUUAUCAAAUGACUGUGCCUUAGGCUUUUUUUUGUUUGUUCCUGAAAUGUUGCUGUUGUAAUUUAAACAAUCAAGUUAUGGAGAGGAAAAGUGUAGGGGAUAGGAAUAAUUAUAUACGUUUUGUUAUCUGAGAUUUAUCAUAGGCACAAUAAGCAGCACUUUUCCACUGAAUUGCUACUUGUGUCACCGAAUUCUACCUGGAUAUAUAAUGUAGAUGUCAAGCAUUUAAGACUAAGCAGGAGAUGAUAUUGGUUCUAUACUUUAUUUUCACAAUGAGACUUAUUAACAUUGAAAAAUAAACAUCUAAAAUGUUUCUUUGUAAUGCCAAUAUUCAGAGGACCGCAAGGGCUUAGUUAUAUGUUGUAGUGCAGAAAUAUAAAGAUGAGUUACUUCAUAUGCUUUAUAAUAUAAAUGUUUAGAUCUAAUGUAUCAAUGAUAUUCAAGAUUGUCAAAUGGGGAUAACCACUGCGGUAUUUAAUUUUUGCUAUGUUGGAUAAACACAGAUUAAUAUGUCUUGAUAUGAAGACCCUUCAGAUGCCAUGCUGAAUGGCAGUCAAUAAAGAUAAUAUUCCCCA